AUGGGAACAAGAAUGAAAAGCCUAUUUCCUAAGUGUAAUUAAUUAAUUUCGCUGGCUGGGCCCGACUGCGCCCAACUGCAAACUGCAGCCGCAUUUGCCUGCCAUCCGUCAUCCAUUUCCGAAUCAGAAUCAGUUUGUCCAGCGCUCUGCCGUCGCGAGCACGCUCCAAAGAGGCCAAUCGGAAGAAUUUGGGACUUUCUUGAGUUGCGACACGCACACUUUCAAGCUGGACCACAUUUUCGAGGACUGUCAGCGGCAGCAGUUUCACAAAAUGUCUCAUGGCGAGCGGAAAGGCCGCCUCAAUGUGGUCAAGUUUCUCGAACUGGGCUUUGCGGUAGCGUGUCUGGUGCUCCACUUCUACAGCUUCAACGAUCGCGAUAUAAUGACUUCGUUCCUGGCCACUGGCACCUUCACGGGCUACAUCAUAGUGGUCAUCGGGGUCUUUGCAGGUGUUCUGAUGCGGGCGCCCAUACACAAGCGCAUCGACAUAUUCUUCAGCGUCCUGGGCUGCACCCUGUUCGUGGCCAGCGGCGUGUUCAUCAUCGAGGCCUGGGAGUUCUCCUUCCGCACCCGGACUCGGGAUCUCGCGCUCAUCAAGGCCUCGCUGUCCAUCGUCAAUGGGGUGCUAUUCGGAUUCGAUGCGGUGUUCACAUUCCGCGACAAGUGAAUCGUUCAGUUUCCGACGGCAGCCACUGGCCAGAUCCGCUGGAGCUUCUUUCGUAUGCAUUUAAUAGCUUGUAAGGGUAUACAUUUCUUUCCGGUUCAACUGGCCAUGCCGCCAAUCAUACAAACAACCAAACUGUUAACGUUUAUCUUUAUAUUUAAGUGUUUUUUUUUUCUCAAUAAAAAGUAAUUCGCCAUCGCUCAA
Molecule: messenger RNA, 868 nt
Organism: Drosophila simulans
Lineage: Eukaryota; Metazoa; Arthropoda; Insecta; Diptera; Drosophilidae
Exons: 3
Coding region: 272-667 (131 amino acids)
Biological process (GO): septate junction assembly
Source: RefSeq, a predicted model, not a curated record